AUGUCGGUAGAUGCAGGUAACGCUAGCCAAGGCAGAGUCUCCCCUGGUGCCCCCCCUUUGGAUGCCCUCGACAUCCGCGCAGACGGUGACGUGGUGGAGGGCGCCGACAGCAGCAUGCCUAGUAGUAGUGUUUCCAAAUUAGAGUCGUCUGCGGUGCUUCCCAUGACCGGUCCUUCCUCGCACACGGCCCUCCACGGUCCGGAGACGGCCACACCAGGCGUGUCCACCGCGUGCGUCCUCGGCCCCGGCAGGUCCCCGCGCGGCACGCAAGCGUCGUCCUUAGUGCAGGAAAGCGUGAGUGUGAUUGUGCGGUUGAAAGGCGCGCCAACGCUCGCGCAGGUCAGCGCAGGUGCCAGCGAGAACCUCACCUCGCCUGCCACGCUCACCUCCUCGCUGCGAUCCGGGCUGCUGCUCGACUACAGCGUGGAGGAUGGCACACUGCGGUCGCCGCGGACGGGCCGCCGACCACCUUCGCGCAGCGGCGGUGCUCUCACCCCUCAACCGCACCUCGACAGUUCUCCUUGCGGUGAUGAAGUGUGGAACCCGCCGCCGCCGCAGCAGCAAGGGCAGUCCGCUGCACAGAGAUCUCCGCUGCUGCAAAUGGAAGGAUACAAUGGGGCGGCAGCAGUGACCUCACCCUCGGCUUCGUCUACGCCCGCCAUCGCCGUGACGUUGCCGCAGGCCUUCACCACGGCAUCCGCCACCGCAACGCCGCAUACGCAGGCGCUGACGGAUGCUCCUCGCUCGAGCCCGACGAGUGCGGCGGGGGCCUCACCCGCCUCUGACGCCGCGAAAGCGGGUUUCCCGAGCAAUCCGCAGCCGUCGCGUGGCGGCAGCAGCUGCAUUGGAUGCCGCGGCAAACUCCUGACAAUCCGUUCUCCCUCCACGAACGACUUUCGACAGUACGAGUUUGGCGAAGUCCUCGCGCCAGACGUGACGAACGCCGCUGUGUGCGAGCGUCUUCUUCCUGCGAUCAUGGAGCAGCUCAACGCGGGCUACAACGUGUGUGUGCUGUGCUACGGGCAGACGGGCAGCGGGAAGACGUACACGAUGAACGCGCUCGGACCGGCGGUCGCGCAGGAGGUGUUUCGCACCCGUGACGUGCACAACGAGGUGGUUGAGAUGAGUUACAUUCAGAUCUACAACAACAAGGCGUACAACUUGCUGGACGGCCCGCGUGCGGGGAAGUUCGGCGCGCAGCUGUCAAAGCCGCUGCAGACGGCGAUGAUGUCAAUGGAGAGCAGCAGCGGCACACACUCCACCGCCGCAUUAGCGGGCGGUGCCGCGAACGGUGCCUUCGAGCCGAAGGUACUGGUGCGCAGCGCGGCAGAGGUGCUGACACGGAUGAAGGCGGCGUCACGCAUGCGGGUCACACAAGCGCACGCACUCAACCCCCGCAGCUCACGCUCCUUCACGCUGCUGACGCUGCACAUCACGCGCUUCUUAGACGGCGCGCCACUUACCACAACGCGUGUCACGCUCGCGGAUCUGGCCGGCACGGAGCGCAUCAAGAAGAGCGGGGCGGCCGGCGAGCGUCAAAGCCAGGCCAUUUUUAUUAAUGUGUCCCUCAUGGCGCUGCGGGAGCUGGUCGAGUCCGGCAGCACAGAGACGGAGGUGCUGCACUACCGCGAUGCGCUUCUCACGACCUACUUGGCGCCUCGCAUGCGCAGCUGGCAUCUCUUUCUUGUCGUGACCGCGUCACUAGAGGCGAACAGCUACGAGGAGACGAAGUCGUCGCUCGACUUUGCCACCAACGCACGUCGGCGCAAGGUGAAGAAGCUCAAGUCCCGCACUGCCGAUCGUCUCUCUGGCCUCUCGUUGCGACUUUACGGUAAUUCGGUGCUGGGCAGCUCCGGCUACGGGCGUGCAAGUGCCGACGUGGCGGAGUUGCAGGCCGUUGUCGAGGCCCUGCAAUACCGCAUUAGCAUCCUGGAGGAGUCCUUAAAGGUAGCGCAGCUGCAACGCGCUGCUCUGACGCAGUGGUGCACGCCUCUUGUCUCCCCCCGUUCGAACGACGAUCUUCAGCUCCGCAGCGACGACCAGGAAGACAGCGAGGAGGACCGCACCCGCACUAGCCUGGACCAGCUGCGGCAGUCGGAGACGCAGAUCUGCCAACUUCGGCAGGAGUGUUCGCACUACCGCCAGCUCCUGAGCGAGCGCGAGGAUGAGCUGCGCAGUGUGCAGAUGCUAGUCUCACCACAGGGUGUGGCAACACGCCCUCCUUCCGCCGAGCAGGAGCUGGCCGGCUCGCUCCUAUCGAACUCACUAACGGGGUCUUGCAACCACCGCUCCAGCAGUGACGCGAACCAAGACGAUCCCCUCCCCCGCCAUCAUCUCUCUUCUCAGUUGGACAGCGGUAUCACGGUGGAAAGGCCCACGGGACAGCCGCCACAGCAGCAAACACAGCUCUUCUCCCCCGCCUCCUCUCUCUCCGCGUCCGCCACAAGCAGGGAUGCGCUGGCUGCCUCCGUGGCACCAACCGCUGCCCCUGGCGAUGACCAACUCGCAGCGACUUCCACUGAAGAGGAGAGCGAUGAUGCACACCAGCAGUUAAUACGGAGCGUUCUUCAACUGAGCGCGGGAGCACUCGCGGGCGCAGGGCCGAACUCCGCGUGGGAGCAUCUGCACGACGUUGCACUGCGCGCCAAGGAGCAGGGCGACGACGUGCGAGAGCGUCUGCUGGUCGUGACGAGCACCUUGGGCGGCCUGCGCGCGCACAACCAUGAACUGAACGGUGACCUUCUCAAAGCGAACCGGGCGCUGGUGGCACAGGAUGAAAGGCACAAGCGGUCGCAAGAGGCGCUGGAGCGUGCGCGGGUGCGAGCGAGGGCAGCCGAGGCAGCCGUCGAUCAGCUGCGGCUGAAGCUCUUCCGCGCGUACGCCGAGCAGUCCAUCGGCGAGGAGCUCACCCGUCUCUACCUUGACGCGCAGCAGCCGACGGCGGAGGCGCUGGACACGCUGUCCGGCUCGCAGCUGGCCGAGCACCGAGAGGAGAUGGAGAAGUUCGAGACGCACCAACGCGCCCUGCAGGACAAAAUUACGGAGUUGGUGAAUGCGGUGGAGCAGCUCACGCGUGCCGGGUCGCAAAAGGACGUCUCGCUCGCGGCGUUGGAGUCUAUCAUCACCCCGGCGCAGCGGACGCUCUUUCAGACCAUGUCCAGCGUUCGCAGCGACAGCGCCGACAUCGCACGGCAGAUCGUCGCGGUGGCCGGCGAGGCAAACGGCGAGGAGAGCGCCGCAGACUGCUUUAGUCUUCUGCAGUCCCGUGUAUCGGAGCUGGAGUCGUUGCUGCAGCAGGAGCGGCAGCAGCAUCAGCUCACCCGUUGCGAGGUCGUCGAGGCCCGCGAGGAUGCGCGACGCAGCAGGCAGGAGCAGCGCCAGGCAUUCUUCCAGCAGCAGGAGGAGGAGCGUCGGGUGAGGCAGCUGACGGCGGAGAACUUCGAUCUGCAACGACAGAGGGAGCGGCAUCAGCUUUACUUGGAUCAGAUCCACGUGCACUUUCAGGAGCAGCUGCUGGAGCUGCGGCGCUACCACGUCGCGGAGAUGGCCGAGCAACGCUGGCUGCUGAAGGAGACACAACAGCAGGCUGCCCGCGCACCCACCCCACCGGAGAACUGGAAGGCGGGCGUGGCGGGGGAGCCGGCAGGGGCCGAAGCGCAGGACGACAGUGACGCCGGCGGGUUCGGUCAGUCCGCCACCCGCCGCGACACCCCGCCCGUCCCGCCCCACGCCAGCGGCAACUCGGCGGCCGAGGACGUCGCACGCGGGUGGGCCGGGCCGCCAAGUCCAGGCACCAGUGCGGCCACUGACGAGUACCAUCACAACAGCUCCUCCUCGCUGGCCGUGCCCCGCCCGGCUCCCUCACCCAAAGCAAACCACAACGGCAGCACCGUCCCCCGCGACGCAUCUCUCGGCAUGAAUGGCAAACACAGCAGAGGAGGGAAGAAGGGACACCCAAGGAAAUCAAAGGAGAGGGCGACCGGGGCGCGCAGAGGCGGAGGCGCGGCGCCGGCUCGCCGCACGUCCGCCCCCGCCCCCGCCAUCAACGGAAAUCUGCGGCCGUCCGCCGAUUUAAACUCGACGCAGCCUCCGAAGCAGACGUCGCGCCGCUCAGCGGACAAGACGUAG
Molecule: messenger RNA, 4128 nt
Organism: Leptomonas pyrrhocoris
Lineage: Eukaryota; Euglenozoa; Kinetoplastea; Trypanosomatida; Trypanosomatidae
Product: putative kinesin
Exons: 1
Coding region: 1-4128 (1375 amino acids)
Biological process (GO): microtubule-based movement
Cellular component (GO): microtubule; kinesin complex
Molecular function (GO): ATP binding; ATP hydrolysis activity; microtubule motor activity
Source: RefSeq, a predicted model, not a curated record